Aspergillus ibericus CBS 121593 is the source of this 929-nucleotide messenger RNA. Its product is annotated as putative C2H2 transcription factor. Lineage: Eukaryota; Fungi; Ascomycota; Eurotiomycetes; Eurotiales; Aspergillaceae. Bases 101 to 883 code for a protein of 260 amino acids. The transcript has 2 exons. Gene Ontology annotation, cellular component: nucleus. Gene Ontology annotation, biological process: regulation of transcription by RNA polymerase II. The record is from RefSeq and is a predicted model, not a curated record.
CUUCCUCCCUACUUUCUGCUCCUCGUCUCGCCGCCUCGCUUUCUCUCGCCACUUGGCCACCCCCCCCUUCUCAAUUGAACGGCGGGGUUGUAGCUGCGCUAUGGGUGACGGCUCUGAUUACCCUAGUCCACGAAGCGAAGGUCCCGGCGGACCUACCUCUGUUCUAGUCACUGCCCAAGAAUCGCUUUCUCCUGCCCCCAAGAUGAACGAUCAGCUGUCUCCGAACUUCAUGGAAGGGACGCGCCCGCGACUGUCGGUGAGAAGAGCGCGGGAUCCGCCCAAGAACGCUGCCGGUCAAAUCUACUGCGACCACCCCGAGUGCCAGCACUCGCCCCCAACCUUUCGCCGUCCGUGCGAGUGGAACAAGCACAUGGACAAACACGACCGCCCUUACAAGUGCAUGGAACCCGGGUGCGACAAGAUUCAAGGCUUUACAUACUCUGGCGGUCUGCUGAGGCAUCAGCGCGAGGUGCAUAAGAAGAACAUCAACGCCAAGAAGCCCUUAAUGUGUCCGUACGCCGACUGUAAUCGCAGCACGGGCAACGGGUUCACGCGUCAAGAAAACUUGAAGGAGCACCUUCGCCGCCGCCACAUGCAUACCGAGAACGGACAUGCAUCCGAGCUGCCCAUUGCGUCGCCGGAGCUGGAUGGCACCACGUCGUUUGUGACGGCGUCGGUGGCCCUGAAAAGGAAGCGCGAUUCCACCGGGGAAGAUCCGACCCUCGAGCUUCCCGAAGAGGAAGAGAAUGGUGUGGAUCUUCGCAAUGAGCUGAAGCGGCUGCGUCGCGAGGUUCAGGAAAAGGACCGCCGGUUGGAAGAGCUGGAGCGCAUCGUGGCCGGACUGCAGCAAGCCAUUCCCCAGACCGCAACGUCACAGGGCUAGCCGGGUUUUCGAGGGGUCUUCGUUCCUCGCUCGUUUCUAUUUUUCC